Messenger RNA from Cephus cinctus (wheat stem sawfly), 649 nucleotides. RefSeq names its product kappaPI-actitoxin-Avd3c. Bases 186 to 449 code for a protein of 87 amino acids. Lineage: Eukaryota; Metazoa; Arthropoda; Insecta; Hymenoptera; Cephidae. The record is from RefSeq and is a predicted model, not a curated record. Gene Ontology annotation, molecular function: serine-type endopeptidase inhibitor activity. The transcript is spliced from 3 exons.
AUGUAGCCCGGCAUUACGAAUCUCAAGCCAGCGAGCAACCGAGUUCAACGGUCGUCGAGGAAACAUUGGGUACUUUUGAGACGAUAUCGAGAAGAGAUAAUUUUUGCGAAAAGUGAGAGUUUUUGGGAUUCUUGGCAAAUUAGUAUUUUAUAUCGAGCAAAGAAAGCGACGAGAGGCGCAAGAAAAUGAACGGGAAGAUUACUUUGUUGCUGUUGAUAUUCUGCGUCUGCGCACUGAGUCAUGCGCUUCCGGCGAGAAGAGAGAAUGAAGUGGCUAGGGAUUUAUGCAAAUUACCCAUGGCCAAAGGUCACUGUCGCGCUUUGAUGCACAGAUGGAUGUACGAUCCGGCUGUCAAAACUUGUGUACCGUUUGAAUAUGGCGGCUGUGCCGGAAACGACAACAACUUUAUGAGUAAAAAGGAUUGUAUGGAGGUUUGUCGAGGUGUCUAGACAGCCAACCUCUAUGAAACCUCACACGGCAAUCAUCUGUAAAUAGAAAAACGUCAUUCGCCGAUCAAACGAUCAUCCAUAACCAAUCCCGAUGAAAAUUCAAAGAAGAAAGUACCAAAAAGCAACCUAGGACUAAAUAAGGACAUACCCAAAAAAAUUUUUUUUUCAAAAAACGUCAUUAAAUAAUUUUCAAAAAAUAA